Messenger RNA from Diospyros lotus (date-plum), 2425 nucleotides. Its product is annotated as probable folate-biopterin transporter 2. The coding region runs from base 624 to 2114 and encodes 496 amino acids. The transcript is spliced from 5 exons. NCBI's taxonomy places the organism in Eukaryota, Viridiplantae, Streptophyta, Magnoliopsida, Ericales, Ebenaceae. The record is from RefSeq and is a predicted model, not a curated record.
ACAGUCUCUCCUCAUCUACAUGACGUUUAAAGGGAACUGUCAUUGGCCAAACACAUGCGAGAUUUGGCUGGUCAAUCAAAGCUGUUCUGGCUUUGGAGGGCCAUUCAGCGACAGUCGUUCGGAACUCUCUCUUUAAUGGCCUUUCUUUUCUUGACACAUAGUUUCAUUGAUGCUUGAUGUCAGUCUCGAUCCUUGAGAGAACACUUUCCUAGUUUCAUGUAUAGUGAACUCGCCAAGUUUUAAUUUUUUAGUUUUGUUGGACCGGAACGUCCAACGAGAUGACAGAGACAAAAAAGUCAACUGAGAAAUUUCAUAUUUCCGACAAAGAAAGAAAGAAAGGGGUAUAACCAGUUGACGAGACAUGGGCAUUUCAGAUUCUUUUGAGAUAGAUUUGAGGGCGAGUCGAGCAAAACCCGGGUCGUAGAUUUGAAAGCUCGGGUUUGGGAAAAUCUUGAUCUGUGAGAUGGGUUAUUGUUGUUGCCUUUGAGAUCAUUCCUGUUCAGCAGAGAUUCAAAUUUUUUACUCGAAUUUCUGUCAAUUUUUUGUGACCCAGUUCGAGGAACACUGAUCUGUGUAACUGGGUCGUAGUUAGUUUCUGGAAAUUUGCGCCAGAAAAGUGACCAAUGGUGGAAGAAGAGCAGCUCCCAAUUCAUGUGGAGGGGAACCAAGAAAACGGACCCAAUAGAGGGAUCUCUGAGCCUGUAUGGAAUCCAGUCAAAUGGUUCAAAAUGCUUGCCAUGGAAAUGCAUUGGAGCUUUGUUUUAGGGGUGGUGGUUGUCUAUGGAGUAAGCCAGGGAAUGGGUGGCGCUCUAGGUCGUGUUGGCACAGAGUACUACAUGAAGGAUAUCCAGAAAGUACAGCCUUCUGAAGCCCAGAUUUACUCUGGAAUAACUUCCAUUCCUUGGAUUGUCAAGCCUAUUUGGGGAAUUCUGACAGAUGUUGUUCCCAUUCUUGGGUAUCAUCGAAGACCGUAUUUCGUUUUAGCAGGUGUCCUUGGUGUUAUCUCCAUGCUCUUUCUAUCACUGCACAGAGAGCUGCAUCUCCUCUUUGCAGUGUUGUGUUUAACUGCCGGAAGUGCUGGGGUUGCAAUAGCAGAUGUGACCGUUGACGCAUGUGUGGCACAAAACAGUGGUACUCAUCCCUUGCUUGCUGCUGACAUGCAAAGCUUAUGUGCUCUGAGUUCGGCUAUAGGAGCACUUGUAGGAUUUUCUUUUAGUGGUAUUCUGGUUCAUUUAAUCGGUCCAGUGGGUGUGUUAGGCUUGCUGACAAUCCCAGCUGGGCUUGUAUUACUACUUGGCUUCAUACUUAAGGAAUCCUACACGCCGAAUUUUUCUUACAGACAGGUAACUCAGAAGUUCAUCAAUGCUACUAAGGCUAUGUGGGCAACCUUAAGCUGCCCGGAAGUGUGGAGGCCAUGUGUAUAUAUGUACUUAUCCCUUUCACUGAGUUUAAAUAUCCAUCAAGGGAUGUUCUACUGGGUCACAGAUUCUGAUGCAGGGCCCUCUUUUUCCAAGGAGAGUAUUGGCUACUUGUAUUCAAUCGGUUCAGUCGGCACCCUUUUGGGAGCUAUACUGUAUCAGUAUGGUUUAAAAAACCACCCUUUCAGGGACCUAUGCUUUUGGACUCAGUUGCUGUUUGGCCUAUCUGGAAUGCUGGAUUUGGUGCUGGUGCUGCGCUUAAACUUGAAAUUUGGUAUCCCAGAUUAUCUCUUUCUGGUGAUUGAUGCAAGUGUUUCACACAUGAUUGGACGGCUCAAAUGGAUGCCUCUUAAUGUCCUGAGUUCAAAGCUCUGCCCCCCUGGCAUUGAAGGCACUCUGUUUGCCUUGCUAAUGUCAAUUGAUAAUGCUGGGCUUCUCACAGCUUCAUGGGGAGGAGGCCUUCUGCUCCACAUCUUGAAGGUCACGAGAACAGAAUUUGAUAAGCUCUGGCUGGCCAUUUUGAUUCGAAACCUGUUGAGAGUCUCCCCUCUCUGUCUGCUAUUUCUGAUACCACGAGGCGAUCCCAACUCUUCUAUUCUUCCAGCUGAGGUCCUAAAUGCGGAAGAAGAUGAUGGGACCCUAGAAACCAAAAGGAUAGAACUUGUCUCUCUUGUCGAUAAUGCUGAUGGAAGAUGAGUUUAUUGAAGAGCUAAAAUCGCAUUCGUGCAAUGGUCAAGGAAGACGAGCUGUUGCAGGAGGCUAAACUUGCGCAGCCGCAGGGCCUAGACUGUUUUUUGCCAUAAUAGCUUCCACAUUCUAUUUUCUGAAAAUUUGGGUUGCAAAUGUGUUUAGGAGUUUGAGAAAUGAAAAAAAAAAAAAAUAGGCCUCCCUGUCCAAUGCAUGAAAACUGAUGGGUAUUAGAGGCAGUGAUUUUUACUAAUCAAAAGGAUAAUGUCAAGGAAAACAAGCAGAUCUGGCAACAAAGUCUCCACUUCUUCACUUCUACA